AUGGGGAAGAAUGCCAUGGUUGUGGUGUUUCUGGUGCCUCCUCGAGACGAAACUCUAACCUUGAUCUCUGAAGCUAUUGAGAGCCGGGGUGAACUCUCGACCUGUGCCUGUCUUAUCUUUGCCGACCCACGAAUGCUGUUCGCUGGUGUUCACCCGUGUCCCAAAAUUCUUCAGGGCCGUGUGGGGAGGGUCUGCAACUACAAGCCCCUACUUGACUCCCAGAGUCCCAAGCGGUCAAGCUGGAAGGGAACCGGAGGCUCCGAACUUCGAAGGGAGCCAUUCACAACUUUGGGGCCGGUAGCCGAUAUGGAGGCAUGCAGACUCCAAAAUGCAAAUACCGACGGGAAAAUCCCUAAAUGGGAAGCUAAAGGAGGGCCUAUCGAAUAA
Aspergillus clavatus NRRL 1 is the source of this 387-nucleotide messenger RNA. RefSeq lists its product as uncharacterized. The record is from RefSeq and is a predicted model, not a curated record. Bases 1 to 387 code for a protein of 128 amino acids. Lineage: Eukaryota; Fungi; Ascomycota; Eurotiomycetes; Eurotiales; Aspergillaceae. The transcript has 2 exons.